AUGAGGGGGGCUGUUGAUGAGACAAUGAACGGUCCCGCCUUCUCCCCCCCGUUACAGGGCCUUGUGCUUUUGCGCUUGAUUCGUACCUGUGCGUUGGCCUUCGUUCGGGGUUUCUUAGCCCCCCCACAAAAUGUUCUUCCCCCCCACCUCCGCGAUGAGUUGGGUGCGGACCAUGACUUCCACAGGUUUCGCCUAAGCGAUGGUUAUCGUGACCCCUACCGGGUGUAA
Messenger RNA from Prunus armeniaca (apricot), 228 nucleotides. Lineage: Eukaryota; Viridiplantae; Streptophyta; Magnoliopsida; Rosales; Rosaceae. The record is from the annotation of a GenBank genome assembly.